AUGUUCCUGCCCAACGCAUCUCGGCUGCUGGGGGACUUGCUGCCCGCGGUGACCGGCGCCGCUGGCCAGGAGGGCGCUGCCUCCGGAGAUUCCAGCCCCUACUCUUCCACCACCAUGGAGGCGGCUCACAAUGACACUACCACCGUCCCUGACUGGUGGCAGCCCAAGACCCCUCGGCCCCAGAGCGUGUUCCUGACCAGCUUCUUGUCCUUGCUGCUUUGUUUCACGAUCGUGAUGGACCUCGUGGGCAACUCGUUUGUCAUCGCUGCCGUGACCAAGAACGAGAGACUUCGCAACCUCGGGAACGUCUUUGUAAUCAGUUUAUCUGUGGCCGACAUGCUUGUUGCUGUGUAUCCUUACCCUAUGACCUUGAUUGCCAUCUUGAACAACGGCUGGACCAUGGGAAAACUCCACUGUCAACUGAGCGGCCUCCUUACAAGCAUUAGCGCUGUCAGCUCCGUCUUUAACAUCAUGGUGAUAGCCCUCAACCGCUACUGCUACAUCUGCCAUAGCCUCCUGUACGAGAAGAUCUUCACCGGAAGGAACACCAUCCUUAUCCUUAUGGUAACCUGGCUGAUGACCAUGCUGGCUCUCAUCCCCAACUACUUUGUGGCCACCGUGCAGUACAAUCCCACGGUCUACACUUGCAGCUUUGUCCACACUUCCACUGCCUUCUACGCCGUUGGAGUGAUGGCCCUCCACUUCCUCAUCCCCCUGACGGUAGUGGCAUUCUGCUACCUGAAGAUCUGGAUCUUGGUCAUUCAAGUCAAUCAUCGGGUCAAGGUCACCAAGCCCAAGUUCAUGCUGGUCGAUGUCCGCAACUUCAUGACGAUGUUUCUGGUCUUCGUCCUGUUCGCUCUGUGCUGGGGCCCGCUGUAUUUCUUGAAGCUUUCCCAGGUCUUCGAUCCUUUCGGCAUCGGACCACGAGUCCCAGAGUGGGCAUACAUCGGGAGCUACUACUUGGCCUACUUCAACAGCUGCGUGAAUGCCAUGAUCUACGGAACUCUCAACCAGAACUUCCGCAGGGAGUACCAGAGCAUCGUCCGCAACACCAAGGAGACGGCCUACUACUUCGUUGUUGAUGUGCAGGAGCAAAUCCAAGAUAUGAGGAUGAGACGCAAGCCGACUUAUGCCGGGGCCAGGCGCAUCCAAGGCGACACCUAUCUGUGA
Messenger RNA from Dromiciops gliroides (monito del monte), 1170 nucleotides. It is a transcript of the gene GPR50, whose product is annotated as G protein-coupled receptor 50. The coding region runs from base 1 to 1170 and encodes 389 amino acids. Gene Ontology annotation, molecular function: melatonin receptor activity. NCBI's taxonomy places the organism in Eukaryota, Metazoa, Chordata, Mammalia, Microbiotheria, Microbiotheriidae. The transcript has 3 exons. Gene Ontology annotation, cellular component: membrane. The record is from RefSeq and is a predicted model, not a curated record. Gene Ontology annotation, biological process: G protein-coupled receptor signaling pathway.